Chionomys nivalis (European snow vole) is the source of this 1194-nucleotide messenger RNA. It is a transcript of the gene Mrps23, whose product is annotated as mitochondrial ribosomal protein S23. Gene Ontology annotation, biological process: translation. The record is from RefSeq and is a predicted model, not a curated record. Gene Ontology annotation, cellular component: mitochondrion; ribosome. Gene Ontology annotation, molecular function: structural constituent of ribosome. Bases 110 to 625 code for a protein of 171 amino acids. NCBI's taxonomy places the organism in Eukaryota, Metazoa, Chordata, Mammalia, Rodentia, Cricetidae. The transcript is spliced from 5 exons.
GAGGCGGGACUGUGAUCCUCGGUUCGGUCCGCAGCUUGUUUCCCCCUUCGCUUGCUUGUGGCCGCUUCCGCUUCCGGUAACAGCUAGCGGCUUUCUGCCCUAGGUAGCUAUGGCGGGGAGCCGGCUGGAGACGAUUGGGAGCGUGUUUACCCGGACGAGGGAUCUGAUGCGUGCUGGAGUGUUGAAGGAGAAACCUCUGUGGUAUGACAUAUAUAAGGCUUUUCCGCCGCUCAGAGAACCUGUCUUCCGAAGACCCCGUUUGCGAUAUGGCAAAGCCAAAGCUAGCAUCCAGGACAUCUUUUACCGUGAGGAUCAGAUUCGAGCGAAAUUCUUUUCUGCCUAUGGAUCUGGUCACAAAGCUUUUGAUCUGUUUAACCCAAACUUCAAGUCUACUUGUCAGCGGUUUGUGGAGAAGUACAUGGAACUGCAGGAUCUCGGAGAGACAGAUGAAGAAAAGUUGUUUGUGGAGACGGGGAAGGCUUUGCUGGCAGAAGGCGUCAUUUUAAGACGAGCAGGAGAAGCACGGGUGGUCCGGGUCAGACCCCAUGCCCCAUUGGAAGGAAACCGGCCUCAGGAAGACGCCCUGGAGCAGCAGGAGACGAGGACGGCUGUCUCCCCUCCCUGAGGCCUUCUGUGCACUGAGCAUGCCCACCACCUGGGACGCCGCUCAACUGAGAUGCUUGGGUUCUGUUGGUCUCCAUCCCAGGCCUUCUCUCAGUUGCUGUUUCUGGGUUGUCAUGAAUCGCAUUCCCGUGCUUUGAAAGCUCCAGUUUUGUGGACUUUUAUUUCACGGUAUUGUUAGAUAAAGGUUCUCUAAUGCUUUCAAAGUAAAUGGCACCAGGAAGCCUUUAAAGGUGCCCCGUGCUGGCUGUGGGCCGUUGCAUCUGAACUGUGCCGUUUUUCUCGUCUGGAUCCCUCCUGCAGAAUUCUACUACUCGCCCACAUGGUGCGGUCCCUUGGCAAGUGUUUCCAUCUGCAGGUGGUGUUUGUACUUUCUCUGUAGAGCUAUUGACUGCAGCGUGAGAGGCCCAGCCAGCUGCAGUAAGACUGAGGACCUGUCUGAUGCGAACUAAGACCAAAGCCACCACUCAAAUGUCAUGGGUUAAAUGUGUUGGAGGUGGUUAGCAUGGGCUUGCGGCUCACAGGCUGCAACAUUAGGAAAUGUUUGUUGAAUGAAUAAAUGAUCACACCUUA